AUGGCGGCGGCGCCCCGCGCGGGGCCAUCGAGGACGCGGGGUCGAGGGAGAAGGGAGGCGGCCAUAGACGCGGCACACGCCGCCGCACUUCUCCUCCGCGGCCUCGCCAUCGCCUCCGUCGCGGCCUCGCCACCGCGCUGUGCCAUAGACGCGGGACACGCCGCGUCACCACCCUGCCACCGCGAGCCCAAGCCCAAGGGCGCCGGUGCACUGGGCCACAAGUCCAGACCCUUCCACCCGCCGCCGGCCUCCGCGUGGGCGUCCUCCACACCGCCACCGUCCAACCACACCUCCUUGGAGGCGCCGCUGCCGCUCUACACCCUGGCGGCGGCCUCACGCAAGGUGAUGCCCGCGCAGGGCGCGGGCGCCGGGCUCAAGCGGAGCAAGUCCAUCGCGCCGCGCCCGGAGGAGACGCUGCCGCCGCCCGCCCCGUCCGGGAUCACCGCCGACAGCCCGCGCAAGAAGAGCUUCUGGUCCUUCCUCCACCUGUCCUCGUCGUCCGGGAGCCACAGGAGCGCGUCGUCGGCCGCGGCCCCUUGCAACAGCGGCGGCGGCGCGGUGGCGAGGAGGAACUCUGUGUCCGUGGCGUCGGCGUCGGCGCUCGAGGGCCGGCUGGAGGCGAUCGCGGAGCCCGAGAGCCCGGGCCGCCGGAGCGAGGGGUCCUCAUCGUCGUCGUUCGGGCGGAAGGUGGCGCGGUCGCGCUCCGUGGGGUGCGGUAGCCGCAGCUUCGGCGACUGCGCGCUCCGGCGCGUGGAGUCCCACCGCGAGCCCAAGCCCAAGGGCGCCGGCGCGCUGGGCCACCUGGGCGGCGCGCAUGGCGACGACGAGCGAGACCAGCACCACAGUAUCAAGUGCGCGGGCUUCUUCGGCGGUGGCCUGGGCGCCGCGCCCCCUCCUUCGUCCUCCUACUGGCUCUCCGCGCCCAACGGCGGGACCGGCGGCGGGAGCUCGAGGGGCAACAGAACGCGGAGCCAUCGGAGGGGCAACGGAACGCGGAGCCAUCGGAGCUCGGCGUGGGCAGCGGCAGAUGAUUGCAAUUGCGAUUGCUCGCCUCUGUUGGAGCCGGUGGUUUGA
Molecule: messenger RNA, 1074 nt
Organism: Panicum virgatum (switchgrass)
Lineage: Eukaryota; Viridiplantae; Streptophyta; Magnoliopsida; Poales; Poaceae
Exons: 1
Coding region: 1-1074 (357 amino acids)
Source: RefSeq, a predicted model, not a curated record